GAAGUCUUUACGUCAUUUCCUGCAGAGAAAUCGUGGACGGGGCGGCAUGCCUGCGCUCAGAGGCUUUUGCUCUCAACGAACGUCUGCGUAAAAGCUGCUGCAUGCUAGGAAAACAUCUUUCUCAAGCUAUCUGCCACAACUCUCAAAUCUCCUUCCUGGCCAGUUAACACCAGUUCAGACACUGGACUCUCACAAUGGCCAGAGAUGGAGCAGAAACAGAGUUGCUACUGAAGAGAGUCCAGGAACUGGAAGACAUGGUGCAAAGGCUGCAAGAAAAGCUAGAGAGCAAGCAGACUGCAGGCACAGAAGGCAGCCUCUCAGCAGCAGGGAAGACUAAGAAACGGCAGCAGCGGCCAUUUGAUUUUAGUGCUUAUGGCCAGAGACACGUGGCGCUGAAGAUAGCCUACCUGGGCUGGGGAUAUCAGGGCUUUGCUAGCCAAGAGAACACCAACAAUACUAUUGAAGAAAAGCUGUUUGAGGCUCUCAGCAAAACCCGACUGGUAGGCAGCAGACAGACUUCCAACUAUCACCGCUGUGGGCGCACUGACAAGGGAGUCAGUGCCUUUGGACAGGUAAUCUCCCUAGAUCUCCGCUCAAACCUGUCAAAGGAUAAAGCAGCAAAUAAACCCGAGGGUGCAAUGGAGGACACAGCCACAAAUACUGCAGAGGAGAUCCGCUACACACACAUAUUGAAUCAAGUGCUCCCUCAUGACAUACGGGUACUGGCUUGGGCCCCAGUAGAUCCCAGCUUCAGUGCUAGGUUUAGUUGCCUCAAAAGGACCUAUCGCUAUUUCUUCCCUCGUGCUGAUCUAGAUGUAGCUCUCAUGAAUACUGCAGCUCAAAAGCUCGUGGGGACCCAUGAUUUUCGUAAUCUAUGCAAGAUGGAUGUAGCCAACGGCGUAAUCAACUUUCAACGGACAAUUCUUACUGCAGAGGUGAAGCCUGUGGCUAGAGCAGAGGAUGCCGAGCUGCACAACCCUUUCCAAAUGUACCUGUUUGAAGUGACAGGCCAAGCAUUCCUCUACCACCAGGUCCGUUGCAUGAUGGCUAUUCUCUUCCUGAUUGGACAAAGGAUGGAAAAGCCAGAGAUUAUCGAUGUGCUGCUGGAUGUAGAGAACAACCCUCGGAAACCACAAUACAGCAUGGCAGUGGAAUUUCCUCUGGUUUUGUAUGACUGUGAAUUUGAAAAUAUCCAGUGGAUCUAUGAUCGCAAUGUGCAGGAGUUUAACGUCACUCAUUUACAGCAGCUUUGGGCCAACCAUGCUGUUAAAACUCACAUGCUGCGUAGCAUGUUAAAAGGGCUUGAUUUUGCUGAGAUGCCUACAGAGACAGGUUCAAGCAACAGCACAAUUCGGUGGGGAGAGCUGGAGCCCCCAGUCCACAAUCAGAUCAGUGCCUUAAUCGAGGGAGCAAAAGCCCGAAACUACAAGCCAUUAAUGGAUCGCCCCAAAUGUGAAGGGUUGGAGUCUCGCAUCAGUUACUUUGUGCGUAGAGGACGCAUUGAACUUCCACACCUUAAGAAAACAAAGCACUCUGAAAAGGAAUCAGAUGAAGAGAUGGAAGUUAAGAACAGCCACAGCAAAAGUGUGGAGACAGACAAUGAUGUUCCAGAACAAGCUGCAAAGAGAGUCUGUACGAGUUCAGACUGAAGUUUCCACGCCAUCUCUUAUCUCCAAGCAGAUAGCUCCAGAUCUCUUCUCAUGCAAACCUAUUGGGAUCCUUACUUUUGUUCUUUUUAAUAACACAGGCAUACCACUAAAUGCUUUGCAUUUAAGAAAUAAACAUUUUUUAAAAUAAUA
Messenger RNA from Podarcis muralis (Common wall lizard), 1799 nucleotides. RefSeq names its product pseudouridine synthase 3 (gene PUS3). Gene Ontology annotation, biological process: tRNA pseudouridine synthesis; mRNA pseudouridine synthesis. NCBI's taxonomy places the organism in Eukaryota, Metazoa, Chordata, Lepidosauria, Squamata, Lacertidae. Gene Ontology annotation, cellular component: nucleus; cytoplasm. The record is from RefSeq and is a predicted model, not a curated record. Gene Ontology annotation, molecular function: pseudouridine synthase activity; RNA binding.